AUGGCCGAGUUGAAGGAGCAACCAAUCAGGAGAGAGCACGAUUCGAUGGAUGAUUUUGAGCAUCUUGAACACGUCCAGGAUGGGCAAUCAUCCCAUCUUGAAGCCGAGAAAGUAGACAAAAGUGCGAAGAACAAUUUCGAUAUGGAUCAAGAUAUGAUCAACUUUUCUUCAAAUCAGUCAUCAAACGAACCGGACGAUUCCAAGAAAGCGACAUUGUUGCUGUUAGAGUCGGAGAAAGGGAGACCGGUUGAGGAGAGCAACUUUGAGGUUAGAUCGAAGGAACCGGAGCUCGAUUUGUUGUCGGGCAAAAUAGAGGAUCAGUCGGAAAUUAUGAAGAUCGAGCCAAUUAAAAAGGAGGACGAUAAGCAAGAAGUUGCGGAGAAAGAAGAAGUUAAGGAGACCAAAGUUCCGAAUCGCGAGCCAGAAGUCGCUUUAUCCACUGAGAAAAAACUGGAUAAUUCGUGGAACAUCGUUGAUAAAUCUACAUCUGCCUCAGAGUCAAGCUCGAAAUCAGGGAGAAAAGAAGAAAGUGUAAGUGAGUAUGUGUUUACUGACGCAGAGAAAAAGGAACGGAUCAGUGCACCAGUGGAAACUGGAGAAUCGGAAUUUGAGUCUGAAGUGGAAGCAUCGCCGGCGAAGAGUUUCAAAUCAAUGAAACAAGAAAUAAGAAGACAACCAGUGGAAGAAGUGGAAAUUGCUCCAAAAGAGAUUUUCAGCAGCAUGGGAAUUGGUGAGUUAGACGCUUUAUAAUAAUAUAAAUAGUAACAUAAUCAAACUGACCUGUUAUCCGGUCAUCGUACAUAUGAAUAAAGCAUUAGUAUGUCAUAGUAUAUAUGCCAAUGAGAAAAAAAAGUAAGAGAAACGAAAGAGGAACGAAAAGUGUAAAAAAAGUACAAAUACAUUUAUGUUUAGUAUGAAAAAUAUUUCGUAAUCAACGGUUCUAAGAUGAUGUCUUCAUGACCUCCAAAGUCUCGAAAGCAUAAACGAUUAGUACGAAACGUUAAUUAAUUUAGCAUCUUUGCACGAAGUGAGCCACGCUUCCGCUUGGCUACAACGUUAUUACGUUUCUAUGCCAUAAUAAUAUAUGAUUAGUUAUUCUGGGUACAUUAUGUACCUUUUAAAGAUGUCUUUAUUCUUUUACUAGCUUCACAAGAGACAUCUGAAAUCCAAAUUUUCCAUCGUUUGUGAAUUUUUCUUAAUUUUACGAUAGCUUGAAAAGAUGAACAAAUAUUCAAAAUUCAAUACUAAGAAUUUAAGAAAUUACUAAUCACGAAUGUAUUACAAAAAUUGAAACAAGAAAUUAUAUAUUUUACGAAAAAAAUACUUCAAUUUUUUACGUGAUACUGUAACCACCUUUCAUUGCAUACGAUUACGUCAUUUGAAGACACUCAGAGUGUUGGUAUUUUAUUUAUCAUUAUUAUGACUUAGGCGUGAUACUAGCGUCUUUAUACUUAUAAUUACUUUGCAUAUAGUAUAAUGGUAAUUAAAGAUUUUGCGGUUGAAUUUUUAUGUAGUUUACAUAUAGAAUUUCAAUGGCUUUUUCACUACACAUAUUAACGUUUUAUUACAAGUAAUUUAGUAGAUUAACAUUAUUUUUUAUUUUACAAUUAUAAUUUUUUGUUAUAUUAUAGUAACAGUAAAUCAUAGUAGAAUAGAUUAAUGUUCUAUUAGCUAUUAAUAAUAUUUGUUAUAAAAUUGUUUCGAAUAAAAUGUUAAUCGCCAAAUAUCGAAUUAUCGAUUCAUACAUACAUACAUAUAUAUAUAUAUAUAUAUAUAUAUAUAGAUUUACAAUGUGUCAUUAAGAUAUUAUCUAUGAGCACAAGCGUCGAGUGACAUUUCGGUCGUGUUACAUUUUUAGCUUUUUUGCGUGGUAAUUGUUUUUUAUUUCAAAUAAUAAUAGUCUUCGAACACAGUGUCAUUUUCACGUUGAAUCUAAUUUUUAUUAAAAAAUGGAACAAUAUCACUGAGAGGUCAUUGGAGAAAAGAAAAUGAAAUGUUUUGUAUUGAAUUUUUGAUUUAUAUUUUCAUUUGAUAAAGAUAAAAGUUGAAUGGAAUUAUACAGAUGCUGCACCAUGGAAAAAGAGACGUAUACAUUUCGCGUGCAUGGUUUCUAUGCUGAAUCGAAGUAACCCGUAUCUCUUCUCUCCAUAUUGAUCCGUAGCAGGGAUACCCUACGACCUCUUUCGAUUGAACCAAUGGGAACAGCCAAGCUCAUGGGGAAAUAGUUUGCGAAAUAUAUUUUACAAAGUAAAUGUUGCAAAUAACAGAUACUACAUUUAACAUUAGGCAGUUUAAAUUUAUAGUGAAAUUAAAAGUAUUAAUAGAAAAUUAUUUUGUAUAGGCAGUUCUUUUAUGCCGAAAUGGCUUUUUCGUUCCUCCAGAAGGUAUUUUUACACAUGAUUUCAGAACGAAAAAUCUCACGCGCCUGACUCAUGA
This is a messenger RNA of Heterotrigona itama, 2436 nucleotides long. NCBI's taxonomy places the organism in Eukaryota, Metazoa, Arthropoda, Insecta, Hymenoptera, Apidae. The record is from the annotation of a GenBank genome assembly.